GUGGGACUCAGCGGCUGGCCUCACCCGCGCGGCUCGGCCGAUUGGCUGAAGGUGUCGCCUCCCCCGCCCUCCGCACCCCCGCGUCCCAGGUGGCUCGGUCCCCAGUGGCGAUCUCUGUUUACCGAGAGAGCCGGUCCAGGUGGGGCUCCAUCCCGGCGCUCAGCGCUCGCUCCCCGCUGGGGCCCCGCCCGCGCAGCAAGCGGGGAGAACACCUGGCCCGAGCUGCUCCUCGCCCUUCCCCUCCCCCGCCGCCCGGAGAGACGGCGAUGACCCCCAAGCCGGCCGGACCCCCGGAUGGGGGCUGGGGCUGGGUGGUGGCGGCCGCAGCCUUCGCGGUGAACGGGCUCUCCUACGGGCUGUUGCGCUCCCUGGGCCUUGCCCUCCCUGACCUCGCGGAGCACUUUGACCGGAACACUCAGGACACUGCGUGGGUCAGCGCCCUGGCCCUGGCGGUGCAGCAGGCAGCCAGCCCAGUGGGCAGCGCUCUGAGCACCCGCUGGGGGGCGCGCCCCGUGGUGAUGGUCGGGGGCAUCCUCACCUCGUUGGGCUUCGUCUUCUCGGCUUUCGCCCGCAGUCUGCUGCACCUCUACCUCGGCCUGGGCGUCCUUGCUGGCUCUGGCUGGGCCCUGGUGUUCGCCCCGGCCCUCGGGACGCUGUCCCGGUACUUCUCCCGCCGUCGAGUCUUGGCUGUGGGGCUGGCGCUCACGGGCAACGGGGCCUCCUCGCUGCUCCUGGCGCCCACCCUGCAGCUCCUCCUUGAUACUUACGGCUGGCGGGGCGCCCUGCUCCUCCUUAGCGCCGUUACCCUCCACCUGGCCCCCUGUGGCGCCCUGCUGCGACCCCUGGUGCUCCCUGGCGACCCCCCGGCGCGACCCCGCGGGCCCUUGGCUGCGCUUGGCCUGGAUCUCUUCGCGCGCCGGGCCUUCCUAGUCUUUGCUCUGGGCACAGCCCUGGUCGGGGGCGGGUACUUCGUCCCCUAUGUGCACUUGGCCCCCCACGCUUUGGACCGGGGCUUGGGAGGGUAUGGAGCGGCGCUGGUGGUGGCGGUGGCUGCGGUGGGGGAUGCGGGUGCGCGACUUGUCAGCGGCUGGCUGGCCGACCAAGGCUGGGUGCCCCUCUCGCGGCUGCUGGCUGGGUUCGGGGCCCUGACCGGGCUGGGGCUUCUGGCAGUGGGGCUGGCGCCCUUGCUGGGGAGCCCGGAGGGCUGCGAGGGGCCCCUGCUGGCCGCGGCGGGGGCCUACGGGCUCAGCGCGGGAAGUUACGCGCCCCUGGUUUUCGGUGUGCUGCCUGGGCUGGUGGGCCUCGGAGGCGUCGUGCAGGCCACAGGGCUGGUGAUGAUGCUGAUGAGUCUUGGGGGGCUUUUGGGCCCCCCGCUGUCAGGCUUCCUAAGGGACAAGACGGGAGACUUCACGGCCUCCUUCCUCACCUGCGGCUCUUUCAUCCUCUCUGGCAGCUUCAUCUACCUGGGGCUGCCAGGGGCUCUGCCCUCCUGCCCACCAGCCUCCCUGCCAGCCUCCCGGCAGGCCACCUCUCCUCCCCCUGAGAGGGGGGAACUGCUCCCCACUACUCAAGUUGCUCUGCUUUCCCCAGGAGGCUCUCAAUCCACUCGGGACACCACUUGUUGACCAUUUGUUUGAGCCACUCCCCCAAUAAAGAAUUUCUACCCAGUUUCUCACAAGCUCCAACUCUUAGCCAAUCGAGGAGGCUGAAAACAUUCUUUCUACUUAAGAUAUUCAAGGGGCCGCCUGGGGGACUCCAUCUGUUAAGCCUCUGACCUGAUUUUGGACCAGGUCAUGAUCUCAGGGUCGUGGGAUUGUGCCCCCAGUGGGAUCCCCGCUGGGCAUGGAGCCUGCUCAAGAUUCUCCAGUGCUCUCUCCCUCUGCCCCUCCCUCACAGUCGCUUCCCUCUUUCUCUCUCCCAAAAAGCAAGAAAAACAAAACAGGGAAUCUCUCAGAAGCUGCCUGCCUGUGCAUUUCAGUGUGUUGGGGUGAGGGGGGUGGGCAGGAGGGGACCAUCUGCUAACUCCUCCCUGCAUUUCAGGCUCCUGUCCCUGGCCUGAGGGAAAUGCUGGACCAGACUUCAGCUCUCAAAGCUUUAGUUCCCCUUCCCAGGCCACCCCCACCCUGUGUCCUCACUAUUGUCUUCUACAGCAAGAAAC
Messenger RNA from Nyctereutes procyonoides (raccoon dog), 2158 nucleotides. RefSeq names its product solute carrier family 16 member 11 (gene SLC16A11). Lineage: Eukaryota; Metazoa; Chordata; Mammalia; Carnivora; Canidae. Gene Ontology annotation, biological process: monocarboxylic acid transport; transmembrane transport. Gene Ontology annotation, molecular function: monocarboxylic acid transmembrane transporter activity. The record is from RefSeq and is a predicted model, not a curated record. Bases 267 to 1625 code for a protein of 452 amino acids. The transcript is spliced from 5 exons.